Messenger RNA from Striga asiatica, 1308 nucleotides. The record is from the annotation of a GenBank genome assembly. NCBI's taxonomy places the organism in Eukaryota, Viridiplantae, Streptophyta, Magnoliopsida, Lamiales, Orobanchaceae.
AUGGCUUCUUCUUCUUCUUCUUCUGCUUUCUCAACAAUAACCCGUUGGAUUGGUCGGAAAUGGUUUGCCGGAUUAUCUAAUCAUCCGAUUGUAUGGAUGAUUGGAAAAAGAAGCGUUUAUCCGAAAGGUAUGAGCACGUUGGCCGAACCGAUGUCAACGAAACAAAACCCUUGGCUUAUGCUGCCUCCAGCCUUUGACGUCACCGUCACGGGCACCGCCAGCUUAAGCUACAAGUUCUACAACGUCGCCGACAACAAAAUCGUAACCCUCGAUACAGGAAAAAGCGAAUUAACGCAUCUGCACAUGCGUUUUGCGGGAUCUUCACACGGGUGGCUGGCUUUGUUGAGCCCCAGCCAGGAUCUGUUUCUCUAUAAUCCCAUCUCCCGUCGCCACAUAAAACUCCCUUCGGUUGGCGACCUGACCGAAUACCCUGCAAGCCCCACCAUAAUAUACAAGAUCAUACUCUCGUGCUCCCCAGAAGACCCAAAUUGUCGGGCCAUCAUUAUCUACAACAACAAAUAUGCCCUGGCUUUCUGCUGCCCUGCCUCCAGCAAGGACUGGACCCGUAUGGGUGAUCACCAUUGGCUCAACGGAAGUUUGGGACUACCAUUGCGCAAUGGGUAUUGGGGUUGUGUCUACUCCACAAGACAUGAAGCAUUGUUUAGCCUUAGGAGAGAGGGCGUAUUGGAAUCUUGGGAUCUUCAUUCACUCAGGGCGGUGAAGAUAGCCGAUGGUGGACGCACUGGAAUAGUUACGAUGAGGUAUCCGAGGAAAAUAUGUAAUAAUUAUAAAGAUUAUAAAGAGGAGUUGGGGCUACCGUGUAAAGUAGUACAUCAUCUUGUAGUGGCCGGGCCCCGGCAUGAUCUCCUCAUGGUGUCUCAAUACGUGGCUUGUUUUGAUUUUGAUGGAUUGUAUGUUGACUGCUUAGACCCGCAUCCGGAUAAACGAGGCCUUCGUCUUCCAUUUCUGACUAUUGGUUUUUUUGUUUAUAAAUAUGACCCUGAGGAUGAGGAUUUAAAGUACGUCAACUCUUUAGAUGGCUUGGCACUUUUCGUUGGCUACCACAGUGAUGGAUUUGCAUUGCCUGCAGCAGAAUUCCCGCAGCUCAAAUCCAAUUCCAUUUACUUCACGGAUGCACUAGAUAAUGUCAUUUGUCCUGUGCAUACAAAAGCAACUGGUGGCCAUGACAUCGGCAUUUUCGAUUUUAACAACAAGACUGUGUUGCCAUGCUAUUAUCCAUCUGAUGUCAAGAAUAUGAGCAAGACUUUCCCAGCGCCUACUUGGUUCUUCCCAAGUCCUCCUGCGUGA